AUGGCUACCGUUUCUGAUCAGACUGGAACUGUGAGCUUCAUCCACGAGGUGCUCGCCGGCAAAGAGGCCCAGACGUGGUACCGCGUCCUCGGCGACCUGACACCCAACAGCCGUCCCCUGAUCGCCGCCCACGGCGGUCCCGGCUCCAGCCACGACUACUUCCUGAACCCCCUCGCCAGCUUCCCCAAGGAAACCGGCAGGCCUGUCGUGCUCUACGACCAGGUCGGCAACGGCAAGAGCACCCACUUCACCGGUGAGGAGCAGCCUCAAUGGCCCGUCGCGCUCUUCACCGCCGAGCUGGACAACCUCGUCACCAAGCUCAACAUCCAAGAGUUUGAUUUCCUCGGCCACUCCUGGGGCGGCAUGAUGGGACUCGAGUACGUGCUGGCGUAUCAGCCCAAGGGGCUCAAGCACCUGAUUCUGGACUCUGUGCCCGCGUCGGUGCAGCUCUGGACGAAGAACAUCAAGGAGACGCUGAGCGAGCUGGGGCCUGCUGAGAAGGAGCUGGCGCUUGAGCUGGAUGCGACGCAGCAGUACCAGGACGAGAGACUGCAGGCCAUUAUGAAAAAGGUGCAGGACAAGCAUGUUUGCCGGCUGGAUCCGUGGCCGGAAGCGGCGCAGGGAUUCUUUGGGGUCAUUUUUGCGAACCCAGUCGUCUACGGAUCCAUGUUGGGGCCGAGCCAGUUUGAGACUCUGGGACAGCUAAAAGGAUGGUCUGUCGUGGGCCGCUGCAAGGGCAUCAAGAUCCCGACGCUGGUGCUCCACGGCGAGUACGACUGGGCGGACCAGGCGGCCGUGCAGCCUCUCCUCGAUGAGAUUGAGAGUAGCCAGCAGGUGACGCUGAAGGGCUGCAGCCACAUGUGCCACUUGGAGGACACGGAGGAGUUUACGAAGCAGGUCUUGAAGUUCCUCGACACUAAGUAA
Molecule: messenger RNA, 924 nt
Organism: Talaromyces rugulosus
Lineage: Eukaryota; Fungi; Ascomycota; Eurotiomycetes; Eurotiales; Trichocomaceae
Exons: 2
Coding region: 1-924 (307 amino acids)
Biological process (GO): proteolysis
Molecular function (GO): peptidase activity
Source: RefSeq, a predicted model, not a curated record